This is a messenger RNA of Eremothecium sinecaudum, 3288 nucleotides long. RefSeq names its product DEAH-box RNA helicase PRP16 (gene PRP16). Bases 1 to 3288 code for a protein of 1095 amino acids. The transcript has a single exon. Lineage: Eukaryota; Fungi; Ascomycota; Saccharomycetes; Saccharomycetales; Saccharomycetaceae. The record is from RefSeq and is a predicted model, not a curated record. Gene Ontology annotation, cellular component: intracellular anatomical structure; spliceosomal complex. Gene Ontology annotation, molecular function: ATP binding; RNA binding. Gene Ontology annotation, biological process: mRNA splicing, via spliceosome.
AUGGCUAAAGACUUACAGGCGUGGAUACAAGAAAAUACUGAGUCGAAAGUGACUGAGAAGUUUGUGCAGGCAAUAAAGAACAUUGCGAAGCUCCACAAUGCAGACUGCAGUAAGUUUGAACGCACAUGUAUGGCAUUGGGAAAGUUCCGGGGUAAGGAAAGGUUUUUGAAGGAGCUUUUUCAGUAUUUGACAGCUCAGAAAAUUGAUAGUAAACGUCCUGCAAGUGAUGAGGACGAUCAAGCAGAUGAUGCAGUACCCGUACCGAGCCCAGUGCAGCUUAAUCGUGCUAGGAGGAAGGUUUUGGCGUUUGACUUUGAGGAUGACAAUGAUUCUAACGAUGAAUGCGUAAAUGCACCUAAUUUAGGCUUGUCAAAGAGUGAUGAUGGCGUUAUUCCCAUUAAAAAGAUCAAGAAGUCGACUGCUCAGCGGUUGAAAGUAUUCUCUGAGAAACAGGGCCCAAAGGUUACAGAAAAAUACCAAUUGAUAAAAAAAAGUGCUGCUGUGGUCCCUGUACUAGAAGCUAUUCCGGAUUUGAGCCAGAUGCGCCGCAAGGCUGUUGAUCAGCAGGUAUCGGAGCCUCGUCCUGAAGAAACUGACCAAAUUCCCAUAGAAGAAAGUGUCGCAGAGGAUAGAGACUGGUAUAAUAGUGACGAAUUUGACGCUUUUGUUGCAUAUCCCGAAGAGGCCAACGAAGAACCUGUGAAUAGCAAGAACUUCUCGCAGUCGAUAGACAAUGUAGAGGUCGGCCUGAGGAUACGGUUAACGGCCAUUCCAUUAAAUGAAAGAAAAGAUAUAAUUCCGCCGUUUCUGAAGGUUUAUGAGAAUGAAGAUGGAGAGCGGGCAAUUAUAGGUGCAAUGGGUGGUACACAAGGCCCAGGAAGUGGAAUAAUAAAUCCUUUUAGAACACCAGAGAGCGAGUUCUCUAUAAACGCAAGAAGAGGAAGUAAGGUUGUGGCAGAACUGCGUAAAAAAAGUGAUAGAAGAGAGCAGGCUUCUCAAGCAACCAAGUUUACGGGGACAGCAGCUGGAAAUAUACUUGGUAUAAAAGAAAACUCAGCUCCCAAGAGUAAAAAAGCUGUAGAAGACAGCAUGGAUGAACCUCGAGAACAGAAUCGUGAGGAAAUUAAAAGGGUGAGAGAGUCUUUACCAGCUUACAAAUGCCGAUCAGAUUUAUUGCAGAUUAUUAGGGAUAAUCAAUCAGUAGUUGUCAUUGGUGAAACGGGUUCUGGUAAAACAACACAGCUUGGUCAAUACCUUUAUGAGGAAGGCUUUUGUAAGGGUGGGAAAAUGAUUGGCGUUACACAACCUCGUCGUGUAGCGGCUAUGUCUGUAGCGAAGCGUGUUGCUGUAGAAAUGGGAGUAGAGUUAGGAAAGGAAGUUGGUUUUGCAAUUAGAUUUGAAGAUAAAACUUCGAGUUUAACGAGGAUUAAAUUCAUGACUGACGGUAUUCUAUUGCGAGAAACUAUGUUAGAUGAGAUGCUCGAUAACUACAGUUGCAUAAUCAUGGAUGAAGCCCAUGAAAGAUCAUUAAAUACUGAUGUUUUGUUUGGUAUAUUCAAGAACCUAUUAUCCAAACGAAGAGAUCUGAAAUUGAUCAUUACAUCUGCAACCAUGAAUGCUAAUAAGUUCUCACAAUUCUUUGGUGAUGCUCCACAGUUCACUAUCCCAGGUAGGACUUUUCCUGUUCAAGUCAACUACGCAAAAUAUCCUGUAGAAGACUACGUUAGUGCAGCUGUUAACCAAGCUGUUGAUAUUCAUCUUACUACGUCUUCUAAUAGUGGAGACAUACUUAUCUUUAUGACAGGACAAGAAGAUAUAAAUGCUACCUGUGAGUUGUUAAAGGAAAGUAUCCUAAAUGCAAGGAUAAAACGCAAGGAACAUACUAAUAUAAAUGUACUGGACGAUGUUGAAAUACUACCAUUAUACUCUUCGCUUCCUGCAGACAUUCAAGGUAAGAUUUUUAAAGCUACACAGCUGGAUAAACGCAAGAUUGUAAUUGCUACUAAUAUUGCGGAAACUUCUCUUACGAUUGAUGGCAUUAAGUAUGUUAUAGAUAGCGGUUAUUCGAAAUUGAAAGUCUAUAACCCCAGAAUUGGUCUCGAUAGCUUGGCAGUGACCCCCAUAUCUUUGGCAAAUGCAAAUCAACGAUCAGGUAGAGCUGGUCGUACUGGUCCUGGUAUUGCAUACCGAUUGUAUACAGAAGAUUCGGCGCUUGAAGAUAUGUACCCGCAAUCGAUACCAGAAAUCCAACGUACUAACCUAUCGAAUACAAUGCUGCUUCUAAAGUCCCUUGGUGUCACAGAUAUACUCAAAUUUUCGUUCCUAGAUAGUCCCCCUACGGAAAUCCUGAUGGUAUCACUAUUUGAACUUUGGUCUUUAGGUGCUGUUGAUAACUUCGGCAACUUAACGAGCUUGGGAAACAAAAUGGCUAAGUUUCCAUUGCAGCCUUCUCUAUCCAAAAUUCUACUAAUGUCAGUUACACAUGAAUGUAGCGAGGAAAUGGUUACCAUUGUUUCAAUGUUAUCUGUACCUCAAGUUUUCUACAGACCGAAGGAGAGAGAAAAUGCAUCAGAUAAAGCAAGGAAUAGAUUUCUAGUUGCUGAAUCUGAUCAUUUAACGCUUCUAAAUGUUUAUUCGCAAUGGAAAUCCAAUAGGUAUUCCGUAGAUUGGUGUACUAGACAUUUCUUGCAUUAUAAAUCACUGAAAAGGGCAUAUGAUAUUAGAUUGCAACUUGUCAGUAUAAUGGAGAAGGAGAGACUGUCUUUGGUAUCGAUUGGGCAGGAAUGGGACGUAUUGAGAAAGUGUAUUUGUGCUGGAUAUGUGAAUCAGGCCGCUAGGUUGUCGGGUCUAGCCCAAUAUGUUCACUUGAGAAACGGUAUGAAUUUGAAGCUUCAUCCUACAAGCGCUUUAUAUGGUGCCGGAGAUUUACCACCAUAUGUUGUCUACCACGAACUGUUACUGACUUCUAAGGAAUACAUUGCUGUUGUUACUGCCGUAGACCCAUUUUGGCUAAUGGACUACGGUAACCUCUUCUAUAGCAUUAAAAAAAUCUCAGAUCGUGAAGUUUAUGGCCUAUAUGAUAAUGAGCUCGAAAAUAAGACAUAUGAGGAACCAGACAGCUUGGACCAAACCAUUAAUACUUACAACCGUUCAAGAGAGUUAAUGUUGGAAAAAUUGAAGGAGGACACAGAUAAACUUAAAAGUAGAAGCCUCGAUAAUGUCCAGAAGAGGGACACUGAUUGCAACCCGAGGUUACGCAUUGGUUUCAAAAAGAGGCGUCCAUUCUAA